AAAAAAUGACCGUAACUUCUGAAAAAGACGGGUUAAAGAGUAUUUUGAGUCAGAAGUAUACGGUGGAGCGGAAAGAUACCGUGCAGCAUGUGCUCGAAGGGCCCGGUUUGAGCCGCAACCAAAGCAAUGCCAGUGUCCUAACCCUCCCAGGAUCCCGAAACACCAGCUCCAACCACUUACCGGCUCAACGGAGCACCUCCGUGGAUGAAGUGGCUAGGCAUCGGGUCACUUAUGAGAUGGAUGCUGGAAAAUCUGAAAAAUCUGAAAACCAGAAUCCAAUCUCUCAAUAUUAUCAGAAAAAUCAUUAUACUGUAACAGGAAAUCAGGAAACUUACCAAAAACUUCCCAGGAACAUUUCGGCGAACAGAUUUCAAGUGGAUAAAGCUUCAAUUAGUCAGAAAAGUGCUCCGCGAGCCAGUGAGCCAAUGGAAAUGCCAAUGUUACCUCAGGAAAGGCAAUUCGACAAAUCCUUCUACUGGUUCGCAAUGCACCGAAAAAAGUUCGGGCUCCGCUACAUAGCUUUGCUGGUUUUGGCGUUGAUCUACACACUUUUAGGGGCGACGGUGUUUUAUCUGAUAGAGGGUUCGAAUGAGAAAUCGAGACUGCAUGUUCGGGAGCAAAACCUAGAUAAGUUGUUGGAUGAGCUAGCAACUGUGCUCUCAGAAGCCGUCAAUGACCCGGAGCAAAGUUCUGAGCAUCAGAGGAUGAAGGAGUUUAUAAAAGAAUCCUACAUUUCCCUGCAAAAACACGAGGAGCAAUACAAAUGGAGCACAUACUAUCGUCUAGAGCACCCUGACAAUCUCAAAUGGACAUUUUCAAGCGCAUUUUUCUUCAGUAUGAAUGUUUACACAACUACCGGUUAUGGUUCAAUCUCAGCUCAAACCUUCAGCGGUCAGCUUUUCACAAUGAUCUACGCAUUUUGUUUUGUACCGGUGACACUGGUGAUCUUAAGGGAUCUAGGCCAGAUGUUCUUGGUGAAUUUCACAAAAUUGUACGCGCACGGGUUGACAGCGGUGAGGAGGAUUCGUGGAAAGCGAGAAGUCGAUGAGGAUGAGAUUAUACAGCUGCCCAUCAAGUUUUGUAUGACUAUUCUGAUAGCCUACCUCCUCCUCUGCACCACGUUCGUGUACCUCUACGACGCCGUUAUGGGCCCGGAAUGGGACGACGGCCUACCGUACUUCACCGCAUUCUACUUCUCUUUCAUCUCUCUCACAACUAUUGGUCUAGGCGAUGUGAUGCCAAAUAAUGUUCCGUACGCCCCGCCGGUCUCGAUGAUAUUUUUCAUCGGCAUGGCAGUCACAAAAGUUGUGAAUCGAGCAACAUUUAUUGCAGUGGAAAAUGGGGUUUUUGGCCUGAUGACCUUGGCGGAAACCAAGAUUAGCAUGCUCUUGACGGAACGGAAACCUGGUGUAAAAACUGUCAGAUCAACAUCAUCAGGGUCUUCAGCAGAGUCCGUGGAUUCAAAAGAGCCACGUGGAUUUGAUGGGGACUCGGAUAGUGGAUCGGAUGAUGGGGUAAUCAACCGCCGCCGAAACGAGAUGAUGAACACCUUCACCGUCCGAUCAAUUGCCACAUUCAUGCGUUCCAACCAUGACGUCUAUGGUGGAGGAUUCGGAAGAGUUCAACUAAGAAGAGGAGACCUUAUGAGCUCUAAUGCUUUACAUACUGUACCUUGGGUCAGACCCUUACCAUAA
This is a messenger RNA of Caenorhabditis elegans, 1694 nucleotides long. RefSeq names its product Potassium channel domain-containing protein (gene twk-36). The transcript has 8 exons. The record is from RefSeq and is marked reviewed. Gene Ontology annotation, biological process: potassium ion transmembrane transport. Gene Ontology annotation, molecular function: potassium channel activity. NCBI's taxonomy places the organism in Eukaryota, Metazoa, Nematoda, Chromadorea, Rhabditida, Rhabditidae. Gene Ontology annotation, cellular component: membrane. The coding region runs from base 6 to 1694 and encodes 562 amino acids.